Molecule: messenger RNA, 1854 nt
Organism: Cryptomeria japonica (Japanese cedar)
Lineage: Eukaryota; Viridiplantae; Streptophyta; Pinopsida; Cupressales; Cupressaceae
Product: ankyrin repeat-containing protein At5g02620
Exons: 4
Coding region: 1-1854 (617 amino acids)
Cellular component (GO): plasma membrane
Molecular function (GO): protein phosphatase 1 binding; protein phosphatase regulator activity
Source: RefSeq, a predicted model, not a curated record
AUGAAUGGGGAACUCUUCCGUGCUUUGGAAUUUGGUGAGGUUCCUCUUACCUUUGAAGAGUUUCAGCGGCAGUUCCCGAAUUCGCUAAAAGAAGUUACUUUCCGGGGAGAUACUCCUCUUCACAUUGCAGCAAGGAAAGGCAAUCUAGAACUUGUUCAAGGGAUUCUUGGACAUAUACCCUCUUUGGCUAAAUCUCGGAACAAGGAUGGCAACACGCCACUCCACGAAGCUGCCAAAAGCAGUAAUCUAAACGUCGUCGAGUGUUUCCUGCGACGUGAAGAUAGAUCUGACUACCUGCAUUACAAUAAGUUUAGAGAGACACCUCUGGUGAUAGCUUCGCAGUAUGGCCGCGUGGAAAUUGUUGAACGUUUAUUGGUGCCGGAGGCCAGGUUAUCUGAAGAUCUAUUUGAAUGGGAUCGAUCUCUUCAAAAUGCAGCUUACAGGGGAUAUGAAGGUGUAGUUAAGGCAAUGCUCAACAGAAUACCCAGUCAGGUUAAUAUUGCCACGAUUCUGCAUACUGUCGUGCAAGGAGGACAUCUUGUGUGCGUACGGGCAGUGUUAAAUCAUCGUUCGUGGCAGAUCGGCUCAAUGAAGGACAGUGAUGAGUGUGGAAGAUGCGCAGUUCAUGUGACAGCCAUGAAAGGCCUUUGGAACAUAAUCGACGAGUUUAUGAACAGAAUGCCAGAUUCCGUCGAAAUCCGCAGUUCAGAUGGUAAAUCUGUACUACACUUUGCCGUCGAACAUAAUCAAAUUCAGCUAGUGCGGAAUCUCCUUGCAAAUAGGACCGAAGAUAAAGCAGUGGAAAUGGUGAGCCGCGAUCAUGACGGUUCAGGAAAUACAGCAUUACAUAUCGCAGCAGAAAAAAGAGUGGAUCCCGAGAUAUUGGACCUCCUCCUGCCAUUUCGAGGUGCCAAUAUAAAUGUGCUGAACGAUGAAGGCAUGAAUGCACUUGACAUAGCAUCUGCAGCACCUCAAGACAACCCCAAUUGUGCCAGAAUCGUAGAAAGACUGGAAGCUGCAGGAGCUGUAAGGUCGACUAUUAUACCAAAAUCCAAUACUUCAAAAGACGAUAGUAUCAUUAGUACACACAUGGUGGUGGCAUCACUGAUUGCCACCAUCACUUUUGCGGUCAUGUUUCAAAUCCCAGGGGGGAUUGAGGAUGACAAAGAGAGUAUACAUUAUGGAGCUGCCAAACUGGCUUUCCAUAAAGUUUUCAGAUUGUUUUUAUUCUCUGACACUACGGCCUUUAUCGCUUCCAUAGCAGUGGUUGUCGCGUGGUUACUUAAACAACAUUUGAAAGCUGCUUUUUGGGGGGGCUCAGCUAUGGAUACGCUGUCCGAUUUCUCUGAGGCAAGCUUGCUAGUCUCAAUCUGUUGGACGGUGGUAGCAUUUGUGAGUGCCACCAUCGCCGUCCUAAUACCCCAUGAUCUGGACAGCUUGAAAAGUAGAGAUAGGGAGGUUUUCUCGAAGUAUGAAUCGCUCUUGACAUACGAGAUCGUUCUUGUACUCAUCACACCAAUUGUGGUCGCACUCGCGUUUCUAGUCAAGUCAGACAAACGGGGAAUUAAAAUUCUACACAAAUCGGGAACUGAAAUUCUAUUCAAGUCCGAAAAAUGGGGAAUUAAAAUUCUAGACAACCGGAGAACUAAAAUUCUAGACAAGUUCGAAAAAUGGGGAAUUAAAAUACACUCGCCUAACAACAGUGACGUUUUUGUAUACGUGUAUUUACAAAUGCUACUGGACCACCUCCUGCCUUAUCGAGGUGACAAUAUAAAUGUCCUCAACGACGAAGGAAAGACUGCACUUGACAUAGCAUCAGAAGCAGCUCAAGACAACCCCAAUUGUGUUACAUAG